AGGUGUGUGACUGCAGAAGGAUGACUCGUGGAUUUGAACCUGUUGCCACCACCACCACCACUCAUUCCAGCAGUCAGCCUCACGCCGUUCACCAAGCAACACAGUCUAACGGAGCAGUCAGUUUAAGACAAUUAGCUUCAAUACCUGUAUCAUCGGGCAACACAAUGGACAAGUCCCCAAUAACACUCACUGUCCGUGAAGAAGAUAAAGACUCUCACUUAUCAAAGAGCACCAAUGAUGACGCCUUGAAGGGUAAACUACUGCAGAAACUUUUGGACAUUGUGAAACGAGAGGAACUCGUCCUGGGCAUGAGCGAGGCCAAGAAGAUGGUAGAGUUCAAGCACCCGGAAGACCUUAAGAACAUCCUGCAGCUGAACAUCACUCGGGAUGGGCUUAACCUGGAGGAGUCAAGCGAGCUCCUGGAGAAGAUUGUCCGCUACAGCAUCAAGACCCAACACCCUCAUUUCCGUAAGCUCUUCUACCACGGCGUCGAUGAGGUGGGCACGACAGCAGCCUGGCUCAUGGAGGCCUUCAACACCAACCAGAUCAACUACGACUUCGCGCCAGUGUUUACCUUAAUGGAGACACACCUAGUUGGGGUAAUGGCCAGGAUGUUCGGCUGGCAGGAGGGAGACGGUAUCUUCUGUCCUGGUGGAAGCAUCAGUAACCUGUGUGCCAUGAUGCUGGCGAGACACAACAAGAACCCAGACAUCAAACAGUCCGGGAUCUUCAAUCUGAAGCCCUUGGUCGCCUUCACCUCUGACCAGAGUCACUACUCCAUCAAGAAGGGCGGCAGCAUACUCGGCCUGGGGAUGGAUAACGUGGUGCUGGUGCAGACGGACUCCUGGGGGAGGAUGCUGCCUCGGGCACUGAAGGAGGCAGUGAAGGAAGCCAGGAGGAAAGGAGGAGACCCUUUCUUCGUCAACGCCACGGGCGGGAGUACCGUAUUAGGGAGCUGUGACCCUCUCGGGGACAUAGCUGAUGUGUGCCAGGAGGAAGAACUGUGGCUGCACGUUGAUGCUUGUGUAGGGGGAGCUGCCAUCUUCUCCAAGACUCACAAGAUCAUACUGAAGGGUAUAGAGAGGGCAGACUCAAUAGCUUGGAACGCCCACAAGAUGAUGUGUGUUCCUCUCCAGUGCGCCUUACUCCUCACCAGACACAUGGACCUGCUAUAUAAGUGUAACUCGGUCAAGUCUCGCUACCUCUACCAGCAAGACAAAUUCUACGACGACAACUACGACCUGGGCGACAAGAGCAUCCAGUGUGGGAGGAAACCAGACGCCCUCAAACUGUACCUAGCACUGUGUGUCUACGGCCUCGACCAGAUGGAACAGCGGGUCGACGAUGCAUUCAAGGCUGCCAGGUACCUUCAGGAGAGGAUCGUAACUCGGCCUGGGUUCCGCCCCGUGAUCUCAGAUGAAGUGUUUUGCGUCAACACCUGUUUCUGGUACAUCCCGCCCAGCCUCCGAGGACAACCCGAGACCCAAGAGUGGUGGGAGAAGCUGAGCAAGGUGGCGCCGAAAAUCUUUGAGAGGAUGAUGACGAAGGGGACGUUGGUGGUGGUGUACCAACCAAUCGUCAACAAGACUCUCGUGAACUUCUUCCGUGUCACCCCCACCACCGUUCCCACCCCGACCUUCAAGGACAUAGAUUACAUUUUAGACGAGACUGAGAAACUAGGUGAGGAUCUGUAGAACAAGUGUAGAGCAGAGAAUAAACAUCUACCAUAUCCCAGACCA
This is a messenger RNA of Homarus americanus (American lobster), 1739 nucleotides long. Its product is annotated as cysteine sulfinic acid decarboxylase-like. The record is from RefSeq and is a predicted model, not a curated record. The coding region runs from base 21 to 1694 and encodes 557 amino acids. Gene Ontology annotation, cellular component: cytoplasm. Gene Ontology annotation, biological process: carboxylic acid metabolic process. Gene Ontology annotation, molecular function: carboxy-lyase activity; pyridoxal phosphate binding. Lineage: Eukaryota; Metazoa; Arthropoda; Malacostraca; Decapoda; Nephropidae. The transcript has 12 exons.